AUGCCAUCUCUGAGGGAAGGUUGGUUAGGUCUUGAUUUAAAUGGAAAUAAGAAUGGGAAGGAGUGA
Messenger RNA from Spirodela intermedia, 66 nucleotides. Lineage: Eukaryota; Viridiplantae; Streptophyta; Magnoliopsida; Alismatales; Araceae. The record is from the annotation of a GenBank genome assembly.